UCACCAGGAAGCAGGCAGAGCAGGGAAGGCUGAGUCCACACUGCAAGUCCAGAGAGCAGGGAACUACCUUGAGUAUUCUACUCAAACUUAUGUCUCAGAGUUCCCCAAUUUCCCAAGAAGGGAGAGAUAGAGGCCACAAUCCAGGGGGGCAUCUCUCAAGGUACCAAUAAUUUUGCAGCCCAGUAGGAGUCAGGUACAUGGUGUAAGACUUGGAGGAAAUGCAGGGACCCUUCUGUUUUCUCCUGCAAAGUUGAAAAAGCUGCAUGCAGUUGGAAGGGAUCUUCAGAUGGUGCUGGUGACUUUCUGUUCCUUUUGGAGUUGACAUGCAUGUGGAUUGGAGGAAAAAUAAUCAACAUAUAUUCUCCUUUCGUACUGUUUAAAUCACAGGAAGAAGCGGCUUUAAGACAAAAAUUGAAUAAGAAGUGAAUUUCUUCUUUCAAGAGGCCAGGCGCGGUGGCUCACGCCUGUAAUCCCAGCACUUCGGGAGGCCGAGGCGGGCGGAUCAUGAGGUCAGGAGAUUGAGACCAUCCUGGCCAACACGAUUCAUUUUGUAAUACACUAAAAGCCUCACAAAAUGGCAGUAGACUGCAGUUCCUAACCCCUGAGGGGCCAUGUUUCAUGAUGCUAUUAUACACAUCUAAAACUAAAAUAAAUAUUAAUGAAAAUGACGUUUUCCAUAUUAAGUGAAGAGAGUUAAAGAUGAAUUCUAGCUAUUUUAUCCAUAGCUAUAAUGGAAUAGCUGCUGCUAUUAUUUAUGCUCUAUACAUGUUACUUUGGCCCUAAAGCCUGAAGGAACCCAUUGUUGUUUUCUACCACUGAUGAUUUUAUCUGCACUUCUGCAUCUGGGCAAUUGUUCACAAUAGUCACAAAGACCUAGCACUUGGUCUGAGGAUCCUACCUGCUGAGGAGUUUUAUUUGGCCAGCUUGGUAAAGGACAUUGAAAUGAAGAUAUCUAAAGCUAGCAGAAAACAGAGAUUUUGGAGUCAUCAGCACAUUUGGGAUGGUGGAAGCCACAGCCAAGGAGGGGAUGUGGUACACGAAGACCUCAGGGAUCAAACCAAAAUGACAACUGCUCACUUUUACUGUCAAUACUGCACAGCAUCACUUCUUGGGAAGAAAUAUGUACUAAAGGAUGACAGUCCGUACUGUGUUACAUGUUAUGAUCGUGUAUUUUCUAACUAUUGCAAGGAAUGCAAAAAACCAAUUGAAUCUGAUUCUAAGGAUCUUUGUUACAAAGACCGGCACUGGCAUGAAGGAUGCUUCAAGUGCACCAAAUGCAAUCACUCUUUGGUGGAAAAGCCUUUUGCUGCCAAGGAUGAGCGCCUGCUGUGCACAGAGUGCUAUUCUAACGAGUGCUCCUCCAAGUGCUUCCACUGCAAGAGGACCAUCAUGCCUGGUUCCCGCAAAAUGGAAUUUAAGGGAAACUACUGGCAUGAAACCUGUUUUGUGUGUGAGAAUUGCCGACAACCUAUAGGGACAAAGCCUUUGAUCUCCAAAGAGAGUGGCAAUUAUUGUGUGCCGUGUUUUGAGAAGGAGUUUGCUCACUACUGCAACUUUUGUAAGAAGGUGAUAACUUCAGGUGGGAUAACAUUUUGUGACCAGCUAUGGCAUAAAGAGUGUUUUCUGUGUAGUGGCUGUAGGAAAGAUCUCUGUGAAGAACAGUUCAUGUCCAGAGACGACUAUCCAUUCUGCGUGGACUGCUACAACCAUCUUUAUGCCAACAAGUGUGUAGCCUGUUCCAAACCCAUUAGUGGUCUCACAGGUGCCAAGUUUAUCUGCUUUCAAGACAGCCAGUGGCAUAGCGAAUGCUUUAACUGUGGGAAGUGCUCUGUCUCCUUGGUGGGUAAAGGCUUCCUGACCCAGAACAAGGAAAUCUUCUGCCAAAAAUGUGGCUCCGGAAUGGACACUGACAUCUAGGAGACAGUCCUUUCCCACCUAAAAUCCACUUUGCCUUCGUUGUCACUAAAGCCAGAACUCA
Molecule: messenger RNA, 1978 nt
Organism: Gorilla gorilla gorilla (western lowland gorilla)
Lineage: Eukaryota; Metazoa; Chordata; Mammalia; Primates; Hominidae
Gene: FHL5
Product: four and a half LIM domains 5
Exons: 10
Coding region: 943-1917 (324 amino acids)
Biological process (GO): positive regulation of transcription by RNA polymerase II
Cellular component (GO): nucleus; Z disc
Molecular function (GO): transcription coactivator activity
Source: RefSeq, a predicted model, not a curated record